This is a messenger RNA of Anoplophora glabripennis (Asian longhorned beetle), 1922 nucleotides long. RefSeq names its product protein SET (gene Set). The transcript has 4 exons. Gene Ontology annotation, molecular function: histone binding; chromatin binding. The coding region runs from base 102 to 869 and encodes 255 amino acids. Lineage: Eukaryota; Metazoa; Arthropoda; Insecta; Coleoptera; Cerambycidae. Gene Ontology annotation, cellular component: nucleus; chromatin. The record is from RefSeq and is a predicted model, not a curated record. Gene Ontology annotation, biological process: nucleosome assembly.
UCGCGUUUUCAUUUUCGGCGUCUUGGUUUUAAACUUGUAGCUUUGGUGUCACUGUAUUUUUAUAAAUUUUACUCUAUAAAUAAGAGUAACUAACUGCCAGUAUGUCAGGAGAUACAUCUUCUAGAAAAGUAAAAAGAUUUUCAGAAUCCGAUAGGAGUUCAGAUUUCGAUGCAGCUACUCAAAAAGCCCUCGAAGAAAUUGAUGUGUGUCAGAACGAUAUUGACAAUAUAAAUGAAAAAGCCAGUGAGGAAAUUCUUAAAGUCGAACAAAAGUAUAAUCAACUUCGAAAGCCUUUCUUCGAUAAAAGAAAUCAUAUUAUCAGCAAUAUUCCUAAUUUCUGGAUAACAGCUAUAAUGAACCAUCCAGAUUUGAGCGCUCUCUUAGAUGAUUCUGAAGAAGAUUGCCUCCAUCAUUUAACUAAACUGGAAGUUGAAGAAUUUGAAGACAUAAAAUCCGGUUACUGGAUAAAAUUUUAUUUUGAGGAAAAUCCAUAUUUUGAAAAUGCAGUUAUCACGAAGGAAUACCAUUUAGGCUGUGCCACCCCAACUUCUGAGAGCACACAGAUCAUAUGGAAGGAAGGAUGCACUUUGGGUCAAACCUCAGAAAUAAGUAGAGGAGGAAGAAAACGGCGCCACGAACCGUCUAAGACAUUCUUCGGUUGGUUUAACGAUAAUAUUGAUCCGUAUACGGAUGAUAUUGCUGAAGUUAUAAAGGAUGAUUUAUGGCUAAAUCCUCUUCAAUAUUAUUUGGUGCCAGAUGUUGAAGGAGAUGGAGAGAAUGGUAUGGAACAAGAAGAUGGUAGUAGUAGUACUGAAGUUGAGGAAAAUGUAGACGAUGAUGAAAAUAAAUCUACCAGUCAGCGUAAGUAAUAAUUUCCAGGAGGUAGGUCAGCUUGAUUUCUAUCAGAAAUUAGGAAAGAAGAAAAUUUGGUUAAAUUUUUAAUAAAACAUUUUUAUAACAUUUGCGGCACUUAAUAUGUCUUGUAAUGUUUUACUUAGUCCAGAGCAGAAUGUUAUUACUAAGGAGCACAUAUUAUCAUUUACACUUAUUGUUAUUAUAUUUUUUUUAUACAACUAUAAGUGUACUGGACCCUUUUUAUAAACUCUUGGAUUUUACAUUAGUAAUUAUCCUUUUUUUUAUUCAUAGUUUUUGUUUUAAGACAAUAAGUAUAUGAGUAGGUAUAAUACAUGAUACAAAUACUAAGAGAUAUGAUAUUGUGCAUACUACUCACGGCAAUGUUAUGACACACGUAGAUAUCAAAUAGUUUUUGGAUAUUAUUUGUGUGGGACUGAUGAGCAGUGCCAUUAAUAAUGCCAACCCAUUUUUAUGGUUUGGUUGUACGUUCUAAAGUAAAGUAAAUUUCAUGUUUAUAUUAUGUGUGUUUUUGAUUGUUGUAUCACACUUUUGAUUCCUGUGGUGAUUAUUAUCUAUUAAUGACAUCCUGAAAUGUGUUUUGUACUUGGUUGUACAACAGACAACUGAAGCAAAUUGUUUAAUAAGGACAUAUUUUUCAUUUUCCAAAUAACAAAAAUAUUUUAAAAAUUUGGGUUGGAGCUUACAUACUUAUCAAAAAUACUCGGAUUUAUUUCAGGUAUUUCAGCACAUCAGACUAGUUAGUUCCAGAAGUCGCUAAAUUAAAAAAAUAAUAAUAAGAGCUACCAAAUGAUUAAUGAAACGGUUUUAUUAGCAAAUUUUUGUCAAACAAUAUGUCAGAACUGAAGGCUUAUGCAGUUAUUGAGAUAUUGUAACCAGUUUUAAUUUAUUAGAUAGGUAAUCAUGAACAGUUAGCAUAAACUUUAAUAAUACACUACUUAAAUCAGAGUUAGUUCACAGAAAUAUCUUACUUUCUAGUCGUUGUAUCAUGGGUACAAUAUAUAUUUCUUUAAAUACUUUUGAAUCAUAUUUGUUAAAAAAAUAAAAAA